Molecule: messenger RNA, 4983 nt
Organism: Acipenser ruthenus (sterlet)
Lineage: Eukaryota; Metazoa; Chordata; Actinopteri; Acipenseriformes; Acipenseridae
Product: zinc finger and BTB domain-containing protein 10-like
Exons: 5
Coding region: 260-2569 (769 amino acids)
Biological process (GO): regulation of transcription by RNA polymerase II
Molecular function (GO): protein binding; RNA polymerase II cis-regulatory region sequence-specific DNA binding; DNA-binding transcription factor activity, RNA polymerase II-specific
Source: RefSeq, a predicted model, not a curated record
CCCUCCCUCUGGCCGCUGUGCAUUCUGGGGAAAGUCGUUGCCAUUCGACCUCUGCAGGGCCUGCGCGGACGCCGAGAGGAGACCCCUGAAAUUCAUUAUGCGUUUAAAACCAGUAUUUAUUUCCGCAUAACCUACAUACUCUAUCAAGGAGGCGAAAACAAAAUAAUAGAUUUAAAAAUAGAUACUUAGGAGACUAUAUGUUUAUAUAUUACUUUAUAGGGAAGUUGUAAAGAAAGUGUAGAUUCUAAUUUAUUAGGAAAUGUCAGGAGAAAGAAACCGCAGGUCGCUGGCUUUCCGAGGCGGUGGAUUAGCCGCAACCGGCUGCAGUGCCAGUGGCAUCAGCAGUAGUAACAGUAACAGCAACAGUAACAGCGGGGAGGCCCAGGUCUGGCAAGAACGACAUUUAAACGGGAACAGACCUGAACAGGACGAGAAAGGGGGGUUGGAAGAAAAAAGAUCUGCGCUGGAGGGAGUGGAAGACGGGGUUUCGAUCAGCGAUAGCACCGGGCCUGAGGCUGAAGAGGAAGAGGACGAGGACGCGGAAGGGGACAGCUGGGCAGCUGGGAAUGGGGUUGAUGCAGGGGUUGGCAUCAUAAGCGGUGAUAGCAGGGUGUCUUUAGAAGCUGGCGAUUAUGGUCAGGGGGAAGGGGGCAGCUGGGAAGCUGGGAAUGGCUUUGAUGAUGUGGACGGGUUUGGCGUAGGUAGCGGUAGCACAGUAUCAGGGGAGGAUGAUAGAGAAGGGGCUAGCGGGGUAGAUGGGGAAGAAACUGGCGGCAGGAAAUCGGGGUUAGAGAUGAAACCUCAGACCCUUCUCCAAAAACACUGUCUGUUUCAGGGCUCGUGGCUACAGGAGUUUCCCUGGCUACAUUUUUGUCAAGAGACAGGUCUCAUGUCCUGUUCUUGGUGUCACAGCACAGGGAACAGCUGUAAUGACGAGCUGGCCAAGGGAAGCCGGAAUUACAAAAGGGCCUUGCUUCUUCGACAUCACCUGUUCGCUGAUCAUAAGAAUAAUGAUCCGUCAAAACAGGAGUCAGAGAAAGGUGGUGAAUCAGUGGAUGAGGAAUAUGACAGUUACAGAACAAAGCCAAAUGAGAACUCUUACUGUUAUCAGCUACUUCAGGAACUGAAUGAACAGAGAAAAAAGGGCAUUCUUUGUGAUGUCAACAUCGUGGUGAGCGGGCAGGUUUUCAGAGCUCACAAAAACAUCCUGGUUGCUGGCAGCCGCUUCUUUAAGACACUCUAUUGCUUAACCAAGAAUGAGAGCUGUGACCAAACAACCAUCACCCACUUGGACAUUGCUGCUGUUCAGGGCUUUUCUGUUAUCUUAGACUUUCUGUAUUCUGGCAAUCUCCUACUCACAAGCCAAAAUGCCAUUGACGUGAUGUCAGUAGCCAGCUACCUCCAGAUGACAGAAGUUGUCCAAUCUUGCCGUGCUUUUAUAAAGGACGCGUUAAAUAUCAGUAUCAAGUCUGAAGCGCCUGACUCUGUAGUGGUUGACUACAACAGGAGAAGGGCAAUCAAUAAAGAUGGCAAGGGAUCAGAGAAGAAGCCCAGCAACUUCUGGGCGACUAGCAUUCUGUCCAAACUGUCAAUCAAAGCAAGCAGCCACAUGGAGGAUCCUAGUGACCUAGAGGAGUCUAUCAAUGAAAACUCUGGCUGGGCCAAUGACAACUCCUCGGAGUCUGCUGAAAAUGAGCCUCAGGGGCAUGGGACUGUGUUUGUCUGGAAUGAAACGGCCACCCAUACACCCCGGAAAGAGAUAAAGCAAGAACCUGGCAGUGGCCGGAGGAAAAAUCAAGCCACUAGGCGAUUUGUUUACAAUAUUCCACCCGAACCUGAGGAAGGCUUUGAGGAGUUCAUGCUUGUACAGCCAUCUGCAUCCUACUCCAAAGAUGAUCUUCAGUUCUUAUCAGAGAAUGCAGAAUUAACAAACCAGAUCCAGUACAGCUUGUUACAAGAAACACAGCCUCGAGAAAUUAAAAAUGAAAGAUUCAACUGGGAAAACGAUGAAUCUUCAGCUUCAGCUGUAAACAAGUUGAAAUGUCCUCACUGUAAUUACAUCGCCAAACACAGACGAACACUAAAGAGGCAUCUGAUCAUACAUUCAGGAGUGCGUUCUUUUAGUUGUGACAUAUGCGGAAAACUGUUCACCCGACGAGAACACGUGAAGAGACAUUCCCUGGUACACAAGAAGGACAAAAAAUACAAAUGCAUGGUUUGUAAGAAGAUCUUUAUGCUAGCAGCCAGUGUUGGGAUCAGGCAUGGGUCUCGGCGGUAUGGAGUGUGUGUAGACUGUGCAGACUCGCAUCAAGGUUCACAAGAGGGGUUGGACCAGAUGCAGGAUCUAGAGUUCUCCAGAGAAGAUGACUAUGAGGAAAUUGAGGGGGGUGAGGAAGACCUUGGGGAUGAAGGCGAAGAGCAGAUUGAGAACGACCAGUCUCCCUGGGACAAAGCUGAUGCCAGCAACAUGUCUGUAAAUUUCGAUGAUAAAAGUGCUAACACUGAUCAUGGUUAUAUUUUCAAGACAAGCUUUGAGGGAGAUUUGUUGAACAAAGGGCCUUCAAAAUAGAUACACAGGAUUAGGAGUUGGACACUGGAAUCGUGGGCCCACUGGAGAAAGAGGAAAGAAAAGAAAAUGAGUUUGAAAAAUCAGGAUUUUGGUGAUGUAAUUAAUUUGAAUAGGGUGUAUACAAGCAUUUUUAAUUCAUAAGCCAAUCAUCUUAAAAAUAAAAACAUAAUUGUUCUAUUUAUUUUUUAAAAUUACAGAUAUUAUGGACUUAUUAAACAUAUUUUUUCUUUAAUGUUUGAUGUUUUUUAAAGUUUUCAUCCAAAAAAAAACCUCCCUUGCUACAUGUCACCUGUUGAAUAUCAUUUGCAAAUUAAAAAUAUAUUGUAUUUUUAGGGCAAAUGCUUUUAGUAUUACUGGUGCACAAAGAACUCCCAAUAUUGUAUUUUUGUCCCCUGUAAGAUGAAGACUUCUUAUAGACUUUUUAUACAUUGUUCUGUAUUAAUUUUGGACCCAAAAAUCAAUUUGUGGCUUUUUAGUGUAUCAUGGCCCUAUGUAUGUUUGAUUUAUGUAAGCUGUUUAAAUUGAGCUAAACAUAAUCAACAUCAACAUUUCCUAUAUACAGUGCUCACCCGUUAUAACAUGCCCAGUUAUAGUGUGGAAUCAGUUAUAACAUGGUAGUGCCGUGGCUCCGUUACAGUAGCCCUUUUAUACUCGUCAUAAGGCGAAACACAAAUAGCACGGUCUUCUAACUAUGGCUCGCCGCUAUAGCAUUAUAAAGGGUGAGCAUCGCGAUGCCAAAAAUUCACUUUACCCAAAGCCAAUCUGAAAAAGAUCCAAUACCAGAAGAUCUGACCAUCCAUUCAAGUCAAAGUGAGACUACUUUGAAUUACCAAUAUGAGUUUGAAUUAUUCUCGGAUUAGACCCAAAUGUGUCAAACUAGGCUACUUUGAAAAAAAUAAAAAACAUUAAUGCAAUAAUUAUUUCAUUGCAUGGCUAUGCUUUUAAAUAAAAUUACCAAACCAUGUGAUUUUAUUUUUGUAUUUAUUUAUAUUGUAUGAAACCAAAGACAUUAUGAAGAGAAAUUAAACCUAACUUACUUUAAGAAAGGGAUGUACUGCAUUGUAUUUCGUAUGUUCAUCCACAACUUUGAACACUCAAUUAUAAAUCUUACCUAAAACUAUAACAACAAAAUAGCUUUGUACAAUUCUACCCAAAAAUUAAUGCGGUAGCCUAAUAAAUAAAUUGCAGACCUAUGCUUUUAAAUAAAAUGAUCAAACCAUCAGAUCUAUUUAUUUACUUCAAAAGUACAAAAGCUGAUCUUCAGAUCUGCUUCGGGUAAAGUGAAUUUUCGAUAUCAUGAUGGGGUCGUUCGCAACACAAGUCGAUCAUGAAAAGAUUUCGGAGUUCUGAAAAUGUUAAUUAACCCCAACCUAAUGGGUCAUAUUUUGGCUUGGGGUCCUAACACACACACAUAUUAUAUGAGAGAGAUGGGCUGUCGAUUUAAUCAGCGAUUUAACACGUACAUUUUUUGGGAGAUUACAUUUUUUAAUGCACGUUAAAUGCGCUCCUGUCUUGUCCCCCUUAGCAUACCUCAUUUCCUGCGGCACCAUUUUAAAACACUCGAGUGCAUGCCAGGAUUGAAUGAGUGUAGUCAUCGUUUCAAUGUAAAAUUAUUCACAGAACCUCUUAUGUAGCAAACCACUCAAACUGAAGGACAAAGCUUUUUUUUUUUUUUAGAAAGAGGGUUACUUGUAUCUACUGUCAAAGUGAGUUCCAGUAUCACAUAAGUACAUCUAGUCUGCUGUACCACCUGUGUGCUAAACACGCUUUCACUUCUCAAAAUAUACUUUCUAGGAGUUCUUCUGCUAGAGACAACAACAAAUGAAAUCUUUCAGUUUCGACAGAGUACUUUUACAAAUUCAGGAUCGCUGCAAACCCAUGAAUCAAGCUAAGUACGAUACUACAACCAGUGCUGUUGGAUAGCUGCCGACUGCAGAUCCAUUAACAUUGUAGCUUUGUUUUAUUUCAAUAACCACAUUUAUUUUAAACAAUAUUAUUUACAAUUAUGGAGGAUAUAACCGUUACUCUAUGAAUGUUUGUUUUAUUUUAUUUAGGCAAUUACAAGUUAUUAAUAAAAGAUCAUUUUAAAUAUUAUUAUUAUUAUCAUUAUUAUUAUUUAUCAUCAUCAGUUUAUGAAAAACAUCAGUUCAUGAGUAAAGGAAACUGAUCAGUGUAAAUGCAGUAAGGUGAGUAAUAAACUGACUCCAUUGUUAUUUAGCAGUUUGUUCAAAGAAUUUAAUAACAAAUGCUGGAUUGUAAACAAAUAUAAAUAGAAAAACAGUUUUUAUGCUGGGUUGUUUUUGGAUGAUAAUGAUGAUAAUAAUAGCAUCACUAAUAAAACAAACUUGAAUGAGAUGGAUGCAGUAAUUGUAUCAAUUAAAUAUGCGAUUAAAACCAAGAAUGUUUUUUUUGAA